This is a messenger RNA of Carassius gibelio (silver crucian carp), 3209 nucleotides long. Its product is annotated as GRAM domain-containing protein 2B. Lineage: Eukaryota; Metazoa; Chordata; Actinopteri; Cypriniformes; Cyprinidae. The transcript has 13 exons. Bases 158 to 1210 code for a protein of 350 amino acids. The record is from RefSeq and is a predicted model, not a curated record.
CAGAUGAAGGCAGCGGGAGCGUGGCUGUAGACCAGAGCUGUGUUUCUUAGACUCGUUGAAUGACUAGACUCAGAUUUAUUUUAAAGUACUUAUUGCUUCUGGCCAAGGGUCCGACUCCAGUGUUAUGGCUUGAGGCCAAUUCUGUACACUUCUGAGGAUGAACCGAUCGUUGAGUUUACGAUUAUCUCGCAGGAAUGGACAUGAUAUCUACAGCUAUGCGGUGGACGCCGGGACGAUUCCUGCCAAGGCCAAGAAGGGGAGGACGAAAGGCAAGCUGGGGAGCAGGAAAGCAAUGAGUUUGGAGGAGAAUCAGCUGGAGCUUCAGCAGCAGACCAAGAGCCUGAGCCGGCAGGUCCCGCCCAGGUCUCAGACUCUGGAAGUGGACAGUCCUUUAGAGAGAAGCGACAGUCUCAACUCAAGAAGUAGUUUCAUGAAGCACAACAAAACAUUCCACAAACUCUUCCCAGAGAUCCCGGAGACUGAGGAUCUGCUGCACGCUUACGUGUGUGCGCUGCAGAAGGAAGUGCCUUACCACGGCCGUCUGUACAUCAGCGACAGCAGCCUGUGCUUCUUCUCCUCCGUGCUGCUCAAAGACACCAAGCUGGUCGUCCCCGUCUCCAGUGUGACCGUCCUGAAGAAGCAGAACACAGCGCUGCUCGUCCCAAACGCCAUCUCUGUGCGGACCACAGACGGAGAGAAGUAUUUGUUCGUGUCUCUGAGGAACAGAGAAGGCUGUUAUAAGCUGCUGCGAGCCGUCUGUCCUCAUCUGCUGGACGGCAGUGCUAACAGCAGUCCUCUCCUGUCGUCGGCCGAGAACAGCUUCGAUCAGGCCAAGCCGGUGCAGAGCUCCAGUCAGUCCAGUCUGGACGACUCGUACGAGCUGUGUCCCCCCGUCCAGCCGUCUGCGUCUCCGCUCGCUGCAGAAAACAGCCAGAUUAAGAGCCAGCCGCAGACGCCAGACGAGAGCUCGAGCGAGGAAUACACCGGAAGCUCGUGGGUCUGGAGCGUGACGGACCGAGCGCGAUCGCUCCUCAUCCAAAGAGAAAUCAGCAACCUCAACACCCUGCUGCUCAUCUACUUGAUCCUGGUGUUUCUGCUUUUGUUGUCGUCUGGCUAUAUCGGCCUUCGUAUCGUGGCCUUAGAAGAGCAGCUGACGUCUCUUGGAGCGCUUCCCGAAUACACCUUGCAAAGCGGGUACAAAGAAACGUAAGAGAUCUCAUCCAUCAGGACUUUGGAAAGAACCACCAAAAAAACUGUUUUUAAAGAGCCACCGGCCGCUGCAGGGAAUGCUGGGAAGGACCUUUGUUUGCAUAUGCGCCAGCUCCCGAACUCUCGAACUGAACUUCUUCUCUGUGCCAAGAAAACCACCAAAGGGCAAGUGCUUACGAGAUGCUGGUGUUGACGAAACCCGGGCAUGUCUUCCCUCGCAGCCGUUCGGUUCGUGUUUGCUCUGCAGCAACUCGACCAGAACCAACCAAAGACAACCGGUUUGUCUCGGAGGACUCACAAAGGACAACAAAAACUAAUUACUUCUGUGGGAAAUCAUUUCGUUGGCUAUUACUCAUCGCAUUGACCUUUUACAACAAUCAAAAAAAACAUUUGCGAAGAACUCAUUUUGAUUUUCUUCCUAACUUGCGUAUUUUUGAUGACUGUCUUGUUCAUCAGUCUUUCGGUUUCCUCCUUCCUCUUUUAAGUUUUUUUUCGUACAAGGGUUGCGCUAUUACUGGUUUUCGGUUUAAUGGUUAAAAAAAAACUUAAGCUAGCUAAACAACGCUUACUCCUUUGUACCACUUUUACGAUCACCAAAAAUAGUCGCAAAUAAUUUUGUCAUAAGAUUUUGCGAUAUUACUGGUUUGGGUUCAACGAUAAAAAUAGCUAUGCUAGCUAGCCAACUCUUACUUAUUGAAACACCUUUGUUUGACCAUCAAAAGAUGUCGCAAAUAACCUUCAUCCAUUUUCUUUUGUCCCAAGUUACGUAUUUUUGAUGGCUUGCUUUAUCUUGGUCUUCUUUCGGUUUCAUUCUUCCUCCUUUGUUGUAUAAGGGCUUGUGAUAUUCCUGGUUUCAUUUUAACGAUAAAAAAGAGCUAAGCUAGCUAGCCAACCCAAAAUCAUAGCAGCGUCUUCAAUUGACCAUUUACGACCAUUAAAAAAAAAAAAAAAAAAAGACGAAUAUUGUUGUAUAAGGGGUUGCGAUAUUACUGGUUUUGGUUUAACGGUAAAAAAAAAAGAGCUAAGCUAGCUAGCCAGCCCUUCGUAUUAUUGUAUGUAUAGUCUAUGCACAAGAAAUGUUCAGAUCAGGUAUUUAACAAGUUUUUGUAACAUUUCUUUUGUCUUUUAAUACUCUAAAAAGGAGACGAAGUAGACGACAUGUAGGUCUUUUCGUAUUCCAAAUUUAAAAAAAAUUAAAAAAAAAAAAAAAGAUUGUAUUGUAGAAGAAGAAGAAGAAGAAGAAGAAGAAGAAGAAGAAGAAGAAGAAGAUGGAUGUGGUAUUGUUAAACGUCUGAUUUGUGGCUAUAGCCAAGCAUGCAUGUUUGCGCAAACCCAAAUGGAGCGAUUCCAUUCAGGACACAUAACGAGACAUAUAGCGAUACUUGAUGAAAAUAACAUGGUCCAAAAAAUGCAUGAUUUUGUGUGUGUGUGUGUGUGUAUGUGUGUUCAAAUGUUGCAAUAUGUUCAAGAGAUGAGACGUUUAGCAGUUCGAUUGCACUUUAUAGUGUGGGGGCGCUCUCCAGUCCUAAAGGGGGCGCUAUAUUGGGGAUCUGGGGCAUUGGAUGGUGCUAAGAACCUCUCGCUCAGGGCUGGGACUGACUUGCAAUGCAUCAUGGGAUUGCUGCACCUCAAUUUAACUGCAAAUGCUGAUGGAGUAAACAUGGAUGGACUGCAGAUUUCCUGGGAAUUUCUUGCGCGAAUGCAUGCAUGCUUUCCCUAAAAUGGAGAUCCCUUGUGAGACUGAUCCGUGUUAAAAUGGAUUUGCACAAUUCAUCCGGUCGCCGGGCCUCAAAGUCCCCUGAACAACUGUCUAAUAACCACAAUGCAAGAAUCCCAACUUUUAAUAAUUGGUUUAUAUUGCACUAUUGAAGUGUCGUUGUUUUUGUAUCAAUAUGUUGGUAAACAUCUUGUUUGGUAUAUUUAUUGCCUAAUGUGUAAUUCAAAGUGGUCUCUGUGAGACUGUUUUUGGCAUUGUUUGAAUAAAUCAACUGCUAAGGAAA